CUACACAAGAUAAUGAACAACGAAACGAGUAGAACCAAGAGAACAUCAUACACAGCUACAGAACUAAUACUGGAAGAAUAAAUUGUGAAUUUUACCUCCAGAGAGUGAAUUGAAAGGUGGAAACAUGAAAGACUUAAUUUGAAUGAAUAUGACUAUCUCCCAGACAACACCUUUUGUGAUGCGGGGAGGAUGGGAGGGGCUAGGGCACUUACAGAUAAAUUCAAUAAAUAAAUAAAUGAAGAAAGGGGAAAAGGAUUCCCUGAGUGAAUGAAGAAUCAAGAUAAUAUUGAGCCUACCAAAUUCCACUGAAGGACCUGUUAGCACAACUCCCACCACCCAUGCAGGAAUGCUGUAACCUGAUGAAGUGUCUGAGGACACAUUUGAAUUCAGGAAGAUUAAUUUUCCUGACUUUGGGUCUCUAUCCAUUGUGCCACCUGACUGCUCUACUGGUGUCUUAACCACGUUGGAAAAGGCAAGGGACUCACCUGAAGGGUGGAACUAAAGUUGCAAGAAAUUGAGGAAGAUACAUCAAGACACAAUAAUCUCAGAAGGAUUCUACUCCUUUCCAAAUCCUGGAGAGAUAAGAAAAACUAGCAAAAAAUAUUUUUCUCACAAUAAUUUUGUUUACAAAAUAUUUGUCCCUUUAUUUCUGAACUGUUCUAAGGAAGUUAAUUAAACAGAAACAAGGAAGAUUUGUGAAUAAAGUAAAAUUUCUUCAAAGGGCUGAUGCUCCAAAAAUAUAUCAGCAGGCUCAGACAAGUUUGAUAUAAUGAGAUUUCUAUUUUUGUUUGACUUUUGGCACUUCAUUUGAACUAAAAACUGACCUCCAGUUGCUACAGAGACUUUUUUCCUAAUAAGUUUGUUAGCCUGAUUACAAUUUUUUUUUUUUGUAAACCCAAGUAACUUUAAAUGAGUGAUUUUGAUAUUAAUCCCUGGGAGUAUCUGUACAACUACUUGGAUACUUUAGAUGCUGACCAAAUUUUUGCAUUUGUGGUGUGACACACUGCAUCAGAUUGUGCCAUAUUGGAAACUGUCAACGGAAGCAGAUAACAAGAAGCAAAAGAAGAAAUCUCUUCAGAGACACUGGAUGAGAUGGCAGAGGCUUCAGUGGGUCCCUUACCUCUCCCUGUAACAAGGAAAAAGAAAAGUGUGUCUAUUGAAGAAAAGAUUGACAUCAUCAAUGCAGUAGAAAGUGGUAAGAAAAAAGCAGAGAUUGCUGCCAAAUAUGGAAUAAAGAAAAAUUCACUAUCUUCAAUUAUGAAGAAUAAAGACAAGGUUCUAGAAGCCUUUGAAUCUUUAAGAUUUGAUCCCAAAAGAAAAAGACUCAGAACUGCUUUUUACACAGAUCUGGAGGAGGCAUUAAUGAGGUGGUAUCGAAUUGCCCAGUGUCUAAAUGUACCAGUUAAUGGUCCAAUGUUGCGUCUCAAAGCUAACGAUUUUGCUCAGAAACUGGGACAUAGUGAUUUUAAGUGUAGUAAUGGUUGGUUAGACCGCUUUAAAUCAAGAUAUGGAUUAGUAUUCAGAUCUCAGCAUGUAGAAACUGCAGCAACCUCUGUAGAUGCUGCCACUGUCUGGGUGCAAAAUGUGCUUCCAUAUUAUUUAAGUGAUUAUCACCCCAAAGAUAUAUUUAACAUAAAAGAGACUGGUUUGCUCUAUCGAAUGUUGCCUGCUAAUACUUUUGCAUUUAAGGGGGAAGCAUGUUCAAUUGGAACACUAAACAAAGAAAGGAUCACUCUAGUAGUUGGGUCAAAUAUGGAUGGCUCAGAGAAGCUUCCUUUGCUUGUUAUUGGGAAAAAGAAAAACCCACUUUGUUUUAAAAAUGUAAAAUCAUUACCUGUAGAUUAUGAAGCAAACAAAAUGGCAUGGAUGACCCCUGAAGUCUUUGAGCUGUGGAUGCAAAAGCUUGAUGAAAAAUUUCAAGCUCAGAAACGACGAGUUGUGGUUUUUCUCGAUUCUUUACCAGCACAUCCAGAACUAAAAAGUCUAAAAUCCACUCAACUAGUUUUCUUUCCAUCUUUAUCUUCCCAAUUUGUAGCUAUGAAACAAGGUGUUAUUAAAAAUCUUAAGGUCAAAUACCGAUUUUGUCUCGUCAAGAAAUUUUUAGACUCUGUCGAAAGCAGCAAAGAAUUUACUUUCUCUCUUCUAGAUGCAGUUGAUAUGUUACAUCUGUGUUGGAGAGCUGUAACCCCAGAGACUAUUGUUGAGAGUUAUGAAAAGGCAGGAUUUAAAUCACAACAUGGAGACUGUGGUAAGACAAAUGGGGAAGUUGAAAAUGGCCUAGAUUUAGUUGCCCAUGCUCUCGCUGCAGGAGUAGAAUUUCCAGAAGAUUUAUCUCUGGAAGAAUAUGCAUCCCUGGAUGAUGAUUUGAUGACAUGUGAAACAGCUUCAGAAAGUGAGGUGACAUGGACCAAAGAAGAUAAAACAAAUGAAAUGGACUGUUAUACUUCUGAUGAAGAGGAUGAAGAUGGAUCUCCAGAAUCCGAACUACUUUUGCCAUCAAUAAAGGAGGCAGUGACUGCUUUAGAAACUCUUAAAAAAUUCCUCAGAAGUCAAGAAAUCAAUGACACCCUUCAUGAUUCUUUAGCAGAUCUUGAAAAUUUUGUCCAAUGUUUAUCACUGAAGUAAUUAUCAAAUGUAAGUUAUCUAAGAAGGAAUAGACUUUUCCUAAUUCCAUUGUAAAAUUUAAGGAAUAUAAAUGGAAAAUAUAAUUGGAAAACAAAAAUGAAAACCAUAUAGUCUUGGGAACUUGUGAUUUAAUUGCAAAAGCCUUUUACUCUGAGUUAACAAAACUGCCUAGGAAAGGUGAACUAAAAACGUGUCAAUUAGGUGUGAUGAUUAAGUGAAAAACUUUAAUUUAACAAGCAAUAUAGGUUUGAGAUAUUUUCCUUAGGCUCUUUACUUGGAAAAUAUGGUUUACAUCUUUCUAAAUGAGAAUAACUUUGACUCACACCUUCAGAUUGAAUCAUUGCUAUUUUCUUUUUUUUUCUAUAACUUUUACCUUCCAUGUUGAAAUCAAUACUGUGUAUUAAUUCUAAGGCAGAAGAGUAGUAAGGGCUAAGCAUUGGGGGUUAAGUGACUUGCCCAGCGUCACACAGCUAAGAAGUGUCUGAGGCCAGAUUUGAACUUGGACCUCCCAUCUCUAGGCCUGACUCUCAGUCCACUGAGCCACCCAGGUCCCCCCGCCCCCCAUUUUCUAUUUCUUUUCAGAAGUGUAGGUUAAGAUCCCGAUAGUUUAAAGUGAUCUUUUCUGAGGAAUCAGUAACUAAGGUGAACAGCAAUUAUCUUCAAAGCAUCUUAUAAUGGAAGCAUGAACAAAAAUGGCUCCAAGUGUAUGUUGUAGAAGUAAUAGAUAAUAUUUAUUAGCAUAUAUAAUGUAUGUAUAUAGUAGUGUAUGCAAUAUAAUAGGAUUUUUAUGAAGAAGGCAAUUUGCUUUACUUACUGACCUCUUCAGAUAGUCUAAUAAGACUCAGAUGGAUCAUUUCUUUGGUUUACCAAGUAGCCUGGUUUUUUUCUAGGGAUUUCUGAUAUUUUAUUAAAUAAGUAAUUGUGAAAAGCAGCAAUUCAUGUACUCAUGAAAAUAUCCAAGGUGAGCAUACUGACAAUGAUAAAUAUAAUAUAUAUAUAUCUACAUAUAUCUACGUACACAUGCACAUAUAUUGUCUGACAUUAUUUAAAGGGUCAUUUGUAAAUAAGGGAUCAGAUGAAAGAAAAAGACCCCACAGUGUCUUCUUGAUUUCCCUAACUUGUAGUGAAGUUAUAUCCUUUGAAAAGGCUUUUCCCCCCUAAGUUAAAUGUAAAUACAGAAAGAUUGUGCAUUAUUUUCAUUAGAAAUUGUAACAAUCUCUUGUAGUAUUUAAUAUGCAUAGUAAUACAACUUUCAUCAAAUAAAAUGUGCCAAAAUUUGUAAAAUAUACAUGCCACAAGCAUUUUUAUUUAUAAACGAGAUCUCACAUGCUAUUAGAUAUUUCUCUAAUUUUGCCAAUACCUUUUUAAUCUAAACAAUUUAUUUUUUGUUUUGAUGAAAAAUGUAGGGUUUUUAAAAUAAAUUUUAACAUCUCAGCUAUAUUUUUAUCUAUUCAGUCACUUUUAUGUGCAGAUUCUAACAUAUUUAUCUAAAUUUUCCUUUGGAAUAGUGAUAGUCACACUGAUUGCCUUUAUAAUGGUAAAGCAUAUAUCCAUUCAUAAAGUACAUGAUGAAAUAAUGGAAUAAUGUAACUCACUGCACUUCCAAAAUUUUGGCUGAAUCUUACUAAGACUCUUACUAUGUAUUCUCUUCAAAAAUUUAUCCAUGACUAUUUGGCCAACACACAUAAAGCUAAUCUGAGGUGUCUUGUCAAAACAAGAGAAAUUUUUGUUUAGAUUUUUUUCUACCUAUUCAAAGCUGACUGCAGGGAAUAAACUGAAUUUGUUUUUCUUUCAACAUUCAGUAGUCCAAGCCCUAACUUA
Monodelphis domestica (gray short-tailed opossum) is the source of this 4446-nucleotide messenger RNA. RefSeq names its product tigger transposable element derived 4 (gene TIGD4). NCBI's taxonomy places the organism in Eukaryota, Metazoa, Chordata, Mammalia, Didelphimorphia, Didelphidae. Gene Ontology annotation, cellular component: nucleus. Gene Ontology annotation, molecular function: DNA binding. The record is from RefSeq and is a predicted model, not a curated record.